Messenger RNA from Papaver somniferum (opium poppy), 3030 nucleotides. RefSeq lists its product as uncharacterized. The transcript has 2 exons. Bases 1994 to 2560 code for a protein of 188 amino acids. Lineage: Eukaryota; Viridiplantae; Streptophyta; Magnoliopsida; Ranunculales; Papaveraceae. The record is from RefSeq and is a predicted model, not a curated record.
CUCUGAUUUUUAAUUUCCUACUGACAGAUUCAUUCUGUUAGUAAUAAUCAAUCAUUGUUAUUCAAUAAUCCGAUAAUCAUCAACAAUUCUUUUUAUGUAAAACUCUCUUGGAAAUAAUCCUAGAUUGUUGGAGAAGUAAAUUUUUAGUCAAUAAUCAUUAGUUCUCUCUUGGAAACAUACUUUUAUAGUUCUCUUUCAAUGUAAAACUCUCUUGUUGAUCAUUACUGUUUUUUGGUUUGCAUCAUGUAAAUGAAAUUUUAACUCUCUAUUCUAAAAACCAACAUCCAAUCCAUUAUCCUUUCUUCCACCCAUCUAUGUAACUGCUGAUAACCGCUUUUGUAACUGUCCUCAUAGGUUCUUUUGGAACUACUUUUUAUAAGCCAUAUGUGGUUUAUCUAUCAGUAAAUUUUUAUCUACAAUUGUUUAAUCAUGUCUUCCAGCCAAGAAAAAAUUGAAUCAAAUCUUCAUAAUGAUAUGCUUCUGGAUUUUGCGAAUCUUUUGACUCAGGAAAAAUCAUCUUCUACUAUCAAUAUCAACAAUUAUUUUCCUGGCUCAAAACUAAAUCACAAUAAAUGUUUGGUUCUCAAAAUCAUUGCCAAUAAAUCCCUGCAAACCACUUCGGUGAGAGAGAUCCUCCAAAAGUUUUGGAAAACUAAUCAUGCUUUCUACGUCUCAGUUUUUACUGACGAUACAUUUUUAAUAAAGUCCGAAUCUCGUGCUGAUACGGAUAUGAUUAUGGAUGGAAUUCCUUGGAUCAUUAAGGAAGAUCGAUAUGAUUUAGAGAGGUGCACUUUGGGUAAACUACCUUGUGAUUACAAAUUUGACUCAGUGGAAUUUGGUCUUCAAAUCCAUAGAUUACCGGUGGAAAACUUAAGUGCAAUGUUUGUUCAUGAAUUUGUCUCUCAAAUUGGUGAAACUCGUCCGGUCCCUGUCUAUGAAGAAACUACAUGAGGCAAGUUUGCAAGGACUAAGACUCAUAUUAAUCUUAAUUAUCGUCUACCACGGGCAAUUGCUUUUCCACUGUCAAAUAAUAUAAUAUAUGAAGUCACUAUCAAAUAUGAAAGGCUGCCGAAAUUUUGUAUCUUUUGUGGAUUUAUUGGCUACCUGAUGCGUAACUUCCCAAAGGUAAAUGAUUAGAAGGAUUUCAUCUUUCAAAAUCAUCCAGAAUAUCUUCAUCAAGAAGCAAUGGAAAUGAUCAAACGUGUGUACCAUCCUUCCAUUAGUGUUUUUGCAAAAUCUCAAGUUAAGGAAGUUCCAGAGUUUAAAGAAAUUUAUGUUGUUGGUGAAGCCCCGACCUCUGAAAGAAGGGGAAAUUUUUCUUUCACUGCUGAUCAGCACAGAACCACUCCAACUACUUUUAUAGGGAGAACCUUCUCUUCCACUGAGCAUACAUAUGAAAGAACUGACUUGGUUAUUGGGUACCAGAAACAAUACCAUGUUAGAUAUGAAGUGGUUGAUCUUAAUAAUUCAAGUUAUACUAGAAACUUGGAUAUGGUUUCGAGUUCUAGGGGAAUUUCUUCUCUCACGGAAGAGCACCUAGUUGAAGAAAAUCGUAUGAACAUGAUGCUUUCUAGAGGAAGCAGGUUGAGCAGGACAAUAUCGGUAGCACGAUAAAUGUGUUAAGAGAUGACAACAUCCAAAAUAAUUUUAGGCUUGCAGCACAUCACCAUAUAGACAUUGAAAUCCUUCUCUGUCUCAAUCCUAUUGUUACUCACGCAAAGAAUCAUGCAUCAAUGGGUGUCAAAAAAGUAGUUGCUAAGCCUCUUCCUAAAUAAAAUCCUAAUCAGAAUGAUUGGAAGAUGCUGGCUAGAUCACAAUGGCAAUCUUCUUUAAUCAAUAUUGAGGAUAAUAUUGGUGGACAAAGUGCAAAACGAGGUCAAGAUGAAGAAUGCAUCCGAAGAAACUCUCCUCAGCCCAAGUUAUAAAGGAAAUCCACUCCAAAAUCUUUUUCUGAAAAUGGUAAGGCCAAUUACCUUAAAAUAUCGCAUGAUAAAUGCUGAUUUUCUCAUGGAAUUAUUGGGGUCUGGGGAAUAUCUCAACAAUUCGCACUCUUCGUUCAUUCCUCAGAGGGUUUUCUGGUCCUGCGUACACAUGGAGUAAUGGAAGAGCUUUUCAAGGUCUUUUUUGGCAACAUCUAGACAGAGUUAUGGCUAACCCUGAAUGGUGUAUUGCUUUUAAUUGUGCUGAUAUUCUUCAUCUACCCAGAAUUUCUAGUGAUCAUGCCCCUAUUCUUCUAAAUACUUCGAUACCAAUUGCUAGAGCUCCUCCAAAUUAUAAGUUUGAAGCAUACUGGAUCUCACAUCCGGAAUUCUUACAGAAGGUAGGAGAAUGUUGGAGUGAAGAUAUAUAUGAAGUUAUUCUUUCUAAGCUUAGAAAGUUGGGUGUUUUUCUUUCAGAUUGGAGUCGAAGAAGAAUUGGUUGUGUUAAACAUAAGAUCUUUAUCCUAAAAACUAAACCUCUGAGAAUUCAAUCUAGAAGAACAAUUGCUUCUACAAUUCAUAAGGAAAAGGUAAUAACGGAUGAAUUAAAUGAUUAUCUUGUGAUGAAAGCUACUUACUAGGACCAGAGAUUGAAACAGGCUUGGGAUAAAGAUGGUGAUAGAAAUAUAAGACAUUUCCAUUUAUUUGUGCAACAUAGAAGGAGGAAAAAUAACAUUUGUCAUUUACGAAGAGAUGAAAACUUCUGAACUUCAUAUCAUUGUGAAAUCUCAAGUAUUUUGGUCAAUCAUUUUCAAAAUCUAUUUCAACAAGAUUCUUCAGUAAGUUCUCAUGAUUUCUCAUUUCAGACUCUAAUUACUUCUUUGCAAAUUGAUAAUGUUGAAAUUUCUAGAAAUCCUACUCAAGAGGAAAUAUGGCAUGUGCUGGUAAAUAUGGGUUCUUACACUACUCCAGGUCCGGAUGGUUUUUCUCCUGUGUGGUCUACUGUUUAUAAUGAUGUUAUGAAAUAAAUCAAGCAAGUGUUUCAAUAUGUUUUGUUCCCUGAGUUAUUAAACCAUACCAAUAUUACUCUUGUGCCUAAGAUAAAAAACUA